Molecule: messenger RNA, 3233 nt
Organism: Salvelinus fontinalis (brook trout)
Lineage: Eukaryota; Metazoa; Chordata; Actinopteri; Salmoniformes; Salmonidae
Product: interleukin-17 receptor C-like
Exons: 16
Coding region: 457-2421 (654 amino acids)
Molecular function (GO): interleukin-17 receptor activity
Source: RefSeq, a predicted model, not a curated record
CUCAACCUACCAAAUACCAGUUACCUGGCAUUGACAGAGCACACUAACAAUGAAACUGUUGGAUUUGACAGGAUACAUAAUCACGGUAUUCCCUUACUGUGUAGAUAUGUAGCUUUUUCAAUCAAGGAAUGUAAUAUACUCUGGCAGAUGGAAGUGAAGAUAAAAUAUCUAUGCUGUAAUCCCCUCAAUUCUUCAACACAGGCUGGUGUCUGACAUCAGGAAGUUGGCAUCAGUCUAGACUUCUAACAAAGCUCAAUGCCAGGAAAUAGGACUUGCUCAACUUGAUUUUAGGACUUGCUCAACUUGUUUUCCAUGUGACGGCAGAAACACAGAGGCGUGCUGAUGGGGUUGUGUGUGGACAUAUCUGACACCAGUUGAUAAUCACAGAUGAAGAAAACAAGUGCUUGAGGAUCCAAGUGGUACAAACCUCUGAAUGUGUCAAAUUUGAGGAAAAUUAUGAAAACAAUGCUUUUGUGGUGGUCGCUUGCAAUCCUUCUCUUGAUCCAGAUUUUCGCUUCAGCUUUGGAGUUGGAAAUGCUUGACUAUAAGAGUGAACACUUCACCUGCUCAAAGGGUCUCUCUAACUGCACAGUGAAGGCAGGUGCUGUGGUUCUGAUCUCAAAGUGUCCUGUCGAUGACAUGGGUCUGAAGGUGCAGCCAGUGCUGUGCUGCAGACAGGGCACAGCAUGCAGACCCUGCCUACACAUUCACCUUGACAUCCAGCUCAGAAACCACCAGACAGCCUACUGGGUUCUCUGUGUUUCAGCAUCAUAUGUGAAUGUAUGUUACAACGUACCAGAGCUAGCAAUGGACAUUUGCAAGAUUCUGGAGUUCACAGUGAUCCUUGCUGCUCUGGAUGGGCAAGCUACAUCCAAGCAGGCAUGGCUGUCACUGCUGCUUAAAGAUAAUGCAGUGUCCUUCAACAGUCAGGUGACUGUGUAUGUUUGUUCCAACCACUCUAAAGUGGUGCUUCCCUCAGUGGAUGAAGUGUGCUCAUCUGCUGCACAGGGGGUUGUAGAAGAGUGUGACGGACAUUCCCUCAGAAGGAUGUUGACAUGUUCAGUCCCCAGUUUCAGCACUCUGAUUGAUCAGGAAAGUCAUGAGGUGAGGCUGCAAGUCAACACGGCAGAUGACAGCCCCUACCCACUGGAAAUGUGCCUACAACAUGAAGAUAACGGAGUGUGCAGGACCUGUAAGGAGAGUACAGUUCCACUGCACUCUGUCACCCCCUGCAUGUGCUUCCAGGUGUGGUGGAAUAAAGGAGAUGAGAGGUCUCAUCGAUCUAUUAGCUGUCCCUUUAGAAACCACACCGAGCUGUUGCAGAGGAAUGUAUGGGAGAAUGUGUCAGUAUCUGUGGUGCAGGGCCAAAUGAACAAUGGUGGUGCCAUGCUAUCCUGGAACCUGACUGCCCCCUGUAGGGUGGAGGCAGAAGUGUGGCCCUGCCAGAAAGAGAAAGGCUUGGACAUGGACAAGUGCACAGAGCUGGUUGCCUUUAGGCAGCGUCUGUCAGAUGACAUAUGGAGGGAAAACAGCAGGGGACACUGGCUGAUGCCCGGUGUGUUUGAGGAUGUCGUACUUGGCCUUGAUCUCUGUGUGAUGGUUAAGGUAAACGGGAAGAACAGUGAGCUUGGCCCCUUCUGUCCCAUUGACUCCAGUUGGUGGCACUGGCGCUGGAGUCUGUUGGUCCUGCUCUCCCUGAUGCUGGCUGUCCUAGCAGCAAUUUGUCUAUAUUUCCUGCAUGGUAAACUGAAACGGUGGGCAUGGGAAUGGUACAAGGAGGAGUGUGGUCGACUAGCCAACAGGGGACACAUAGUGCUGCUGAGCCCGCCGAACGUGGAUGGCUCUGUGUCAGAGCUGGUGUGUGAGCUCGGUUCCUCUCUGUGUGCCCAGGGCUUCAGUGUCUCUGUGGACCUGUGGAGUCGGGCUGAGCUGUGCUCUCUGGGGGCCCUGCCAUGGCUGCACUCCCAGCUGCAGCACCUGGACAGUCAAGGGGUCCGGGCAAUACUGGUACUGACACAGGCGGCCUGGGAGAGGACAGAGGACUGGGUCCGACAGUGGGACCAGCAGGGCCAACAGGGAAAGAAUAUAGUCCAGGGAGUGGAGAAGGAGGAGGGGGGUGAGGAGGUGGAGGGGGAGGAUAAGGGGCUUCUCCAGGGCUUGUCCUCCCCGUAUGCAGACGUGUUCAGUGCCGCUCUGAGCUGCAUCAAGGCAGACCACAAACUGGGCUGUGCUGGAGAGCGCUUCCUACUGGUGCACUUUGAGGCCCAUUCUGCCAAGCCCCCCAGCAGUGAGAGGGGUCUCCCAGAGCUGUUCCAAGGGCUGCCCAUGUUCCACCUGCCCUCCCAGAGCCAGGGGCUCCUUGCUGAGCUGGCCAUGGGGCCCACAGGGCCUGAGGCUGGUAUAGGUGGACAUAGGGUCUGAAGGAAGCUACACAGAGACUGUCUGGGGGACUUAUGACUUUGUGGAGAGUCUCGGGGGGGUUCCAGAUUAAGGAGCUGCCUCAUAAGUGUGUUGUCACUGGAUAGCAGGCUGUGCCGUUACAGCAGAACAGUCACCCUGAGAUCUAAUCUACCCCAACCACUAAGACAAUACCGGCCCCCAUCAUCACCACAAUAACCCCAGACUUUACAUUCACACUGAAUACAGUGGCCAUGCAAUGUGUUGGAUGUAGAAGCCUUGUAUUGUAUUUGGUGAUGUUAUGAGGGCUUGUUUUGAGCCAAUACACAGUGUGUAACCUACAGUAGGCCUACACCUUCAGGAAGGACUUCUAUGUGUGAACUAUUAUGUAGACUACAGGAAAUGUUUAACAAUUGUUCUUUAUUUUACUCUUAAUUCAUGAUUUGUAGAUAGAAAUGUCUGAAAGGCCUAUUGGAAUAUAUGCUGGAUCAAAACUCAAGAUAGGACAAACCUGAAUGAUAUGCAGUAGCCUAGAGGUUAGAGAGGCGGACCAGCAGCUGGAAGGUUCAUGGUUUUAAGCCCCGGGCCGGGCAACACAAGAAAGGAACUGAACUGACAGCUGGAAGGCUGCUGCUCUCUGAUCCCAUGUAACAUCUUCUGUCAUUGUGCCCUUAAGCAAGGCACUCUACACCCAACAUUUGCUCUCCAUCCAGGGGUGCUGUCCUGCUGCUGACCCGCUGCCUCUCAUAGUGUGUGUGUGUGUCUGUGGGUGUUGAGAAAGGCAGAAGACAAAUUCCUGUUCUAACCAGUGGACAAUAAAGAUAUAUUUUAUUAUA